UAAACAAGAGGAAUACAUGCGAGUUAAGUGCAGUAUUUUUUCAAUUGUGCCUUCGCGACGUUUUACAUACUGUAGUACGAGAAAUUAAACCGGCUCGACGAUUUUGCCAGAGAAUAACGGUUGAAGCCAGUAGAUGGCGCAUUGUCCUGCUUUUUUUUUUGUUUCAGCAAUACAAAUUAGGAACAAACUAUCGUGCCGGAGGGAGAGGGUGACGCUGUGCAUAAAUAGGAGGAGGAGAAGGCGAGUAAGCUUAUGAUGCCGUAGCCAGAUCCUCAAGCAGCAGGUUUAAGACGCACUCCUCCCUCUAAGUUUCAGUCCCCGCUGUAGUCCUGAUCAAGACACCUGACACAAUCAAGAGCGAACACAGAGCUUUCCGAUUCGCCGGCAACAUGGCCAACCUGAAGAAGAGAAAUUCCAAUACGUCUGCGGACCGGGAGGAAGAGGACAGGCAGGCGAAGGAGAAGAUGCUGUCCUCGGCCGGCGGAGAGAACGGGGACAGCCGGCGAGACCGCCCGAGUGCGCCGGGCAGCCCCGAGCUCGGCGGGGCGGCGGGCGAGGAGUCGGUCGCCCUGAAGAGAAACAUCACGCUGGUCAACGGCGUGGCGAUCAUCGUGGGUACCAUCAUCGGCUCGGGCAUCUUCGUGACCCCGACGGGAGUGGUGAAGGAAGCGGGCUCGGUAGGGUUGUCCCUUAUCAUCUGGGCUGUGUGCGGGGUCUUCUCCACCGUCGGGGCGCUCUGCUACGCCGAGCUGGGCACCACCAUCUCCAAAUCCGGCGGGGACUACGCUUACAUCCUUGAGGUCUACGGCUCCCUGCCGGCUUUUCUAAAGCUCUGGAUUGAACUUCUUAUCAUCAGACCUUCAUCGCAGUACAUAGUUGCCUAUGUGUUUGCUACCUACCUCUUGAAGCCGAUUUUCCCAGAUUGCAACGUGCCAGAGACUGGAUCCAAGCUGGUGGCCUGCAUGUGCAUCUUGCUCCUGACGGCAGUGAACUGCUACAGUGUGAAGGCUGCCACUCGCGUCCAAGAUGCCUUUGCAGCUGCUAAGCUGAUGGCCCUGGCUCUCAUCAUCAUCAUCGGCUUUGUCCAAAUUGGGAAAGGUGACAUUGAGAAUCUCCUGCCAGAAAAUUCCUUCAAAGGCAGCAAUGCUGAUUUUGGGAAAAUUGGACUGGCCCUGUACAGUGGCUUGUUUGCGUAUGGAGGCUGGAAUUAUCUGAAUUUUGUCACGGAAGAAAUGAUCGAACCUUUCAAAAAUCUUCCUCGCGCCAUCAUCAUCUCCCUGCCCAUUGUGACCAUCGUGUACGUCCUGACCAACCUGGCCUACUUCACCACCCUCAGCCCCGAGUCCAUGCUCAGCUCCAAGGCUGUUGCCGUGGAUUUUGGAAACCACCACCUAGGGGUAAUGGCUUGGAUCAUCCCCGUGUUUGUGGGCCUAUCCUGUUUCGGAUCAGUAAAUGGGUCUCUCUUCACCUCCUCCAGGCUCUUCUUCGUGGGAUCCCGUGAGGGCCACCUGCCCAGCCUCCUGUCCAUGAUCCACCCCAGCCUGCUCACACCUUUGCCCUCCUUGAUCUUCACAUGCCUCAUGACACUCCUCUAUGCCUUCUCCAAUGACAUCUUCUCCGUCAUCAACUUCUUCAGCUUCUUCAACUGGCUGUGCAUCGCCCUGGCCAUCAUUGGCAUGAUGUGGCUGCGCUACAAGAAGCCCGAGCUGGACCGGCCCAUUAAGGUGAAUAUCCUGCUGCCAAUCAGCUUCGUCCUGGCCUGCAUCUUCCUCAUCGUGGUCUCCAUCUGGAAGACACCAGUGGAAUGUGGCAUCGGAUUCGUCAUCAUCCUCACCGGGGUUCCUGUGUACUACUUUGGGGUGUGGUGGGUCAACAAGCCCAAAUGGGUUCUGCAGGUCAUCUUUUCCUCGACCGUCUUCUUCCAGAAGGUUCUGGAAGUUGUGCCCCAGCAAUCAUGAGCAGGUCUCUCCCUCCGCUUUGCUAAGCGCACAAUGGACUCGCUACUAACCGUUCUCCCACACGCCAUCUCAAAGGAAACACUGGAACAGGCCUAGAGUGGGAGAGAUCAGAGCCACUUCCCCUGACCUGGAGUCGGACACUCUCCAGCCCAGCACUGCUGUCCCCGAGCUGUGGGGCACGAGAAUAGUGUUUCUGGGUGGGUAAUUACAAUUGGACAGCAUUGGGGAUAACAAUUCUAACUUGGGAAUAUGCAUAUAUACAUAUAUUACCUGUGUAUAUACUGUAUGUAUAUAUGCAAAUGUUCCUGAUAUUUUCAAUAUGGUCGGAGUCAACAGUACUUUUUUGUAACUUUAUUUUUUUAGGAGUUAAACUGUUUCCACACCUUUUUGCACACCAUCGUCCUUUCUCCCUUAGGGCCUGUGAGUUUUUCUCAACAAAAAAAAAGCACUCCCUCCCACAUGCUUCUGUCUGCAGCCCAGGCUCACAGUUUCCAGAUACUCUCUCAAGGGAGAGGGACAAAAUAUUCUGAGACUUGUCUGUACCAUCUGCCGGUGGUACCCACACACCUGGACAUAUGGUGACCCCAUAAUUUCCAUGGCAACACUGGACCUAGCAACGGACACAGGCAGCUGCCAGCUCCCACCACACAGUCUUGCAUAGGGAAAAUUUGGCCAGUGUGUUAUCAGGUUACCUCAAUGUAUGGACCUGAACCAUAAAAGUUAAAUGGUUAACCCUGCAAAAGAGCAUGGAUAUUUAUGUGGGCAUGUCAGCUUCCUUGGGAAAUUUCUGACAUGUCGUCUUCCAGGGUGCAGUUUUGAAGAACUUGGAAAUAGUCUCAAACAGAUGUCCGACUGACGACAGACGUCGGUGGACCCAGGUGGUCUUGCUUCUGCCCUGCUGCCACUGUUUCAGUGAGGCUUCACUGACUACCCGUGCGGACCUCUUGUCUCUCUUCUGUGUUCUUGUGUUGUAGGUUGACGCUAAGGGUUCUUCUGGUGCUGGAUUGCAGUUCUCUGUAAAGGUGCAUUUGAAAACAUUUACAAUUGUGAAGAAAAAACACACAAUCUAUAAAACAUUUCCUUUUUAGUACAGCUAACCUAUGCAGCUGUUGCAGCGUCAAAAAAUGGGUUUGCUGUCUUUUCCACGUCGGUUCUCUAAGCGCUGAUUUGGAAAAGCCAUUAAAUGUUACAUCAUUCAGUCAGAUUGUCUGUGUAAAGACCACAUGAGGCCAUUUUCUGAUACAACUGGCAGUGCUGCUGACCUGUGGAGCUGUCAGAGCAGGAACUGGCCUCCCCUGAGGGAACUACUGUGAGACUGUGAAACACUGUCAGUCUGAUCAUCUAGUUGUUUCUUUUUUUAAUGGUGCUGAUUGGAGCAAAAUCCCCCGUUUUCGAAAUUAGAGCAUCAGGUGGUAGAAAAACAGCACUAUGAGUUCAUCUUAUUUUUAUGCCCAGGAACAAGACGAUGGACUGUGUAACUUCCAGUUUGCUAAUGAUAUCUUGCAUAAUGUGAGGCAAACCUGACCAAACAGCAGAAGAGCUGUGCUAUUAACACAGUAGCGGCUCUGCAGCUGAAUGUCAAGACCCUAUGAGAAUUUUAAAACCUGUUCUCUUAACCGGUGGUUUUAGAUUCAACACUCCCCCAUUGUUUGGAGUCUGCCACCAGACCUCCCAAAGGGGAAGAGAAUGAGAAGUUCUUGUCCUGCAGGAUUCAUAGGUCACCCUUACAGCACUGUUUCACAAUCCCUGUUUGACAGAGUACGCAGACACGGUAUGAAGUACUUCAUUCAGGUUUGUGUCCCAAGCAGCCUUUCUCAAAGACUGAGCUUGCUCUCUCCUGACUUCUCCUGACUGUGAGACGUGUCCCAAGUCUUUGGGAAGUGAUGGUGACACUAAACCUGUUGAAUUGAGGGCCCCAGGAUCAGAGUUCCUGACAGCUUCUUGUGGCUGCCCAGGAGGUUGAAGUACUGUAGUGUAGCUACAAGGGACCCAAAUCUCCCAAAAUCUCCCAGAUUCGCUGUGUCUCCUCAUUGAACAUUGAAGCGUUUCUUAAAAAGAUCUCUGGAUCUUUGUGAGCAAGGGCAGCAGUUUUUUGUGCCUUCUGCUGUGUAUAUAGAAACCCAUAAAAAAUAUGCUGCCUUUCACAAAAGCUCUUUAUAUAUAUCCUUUUAUUCCUAGUAUUGCUGUUCCUAAAAGAACAGCCCAGGAUGAUUUUACUCAAAUCAGAGUUUAAAUGCAUUUAUAUAUGGCACUCUUGACUUCAGAGCAUCACCCUUUUUGACUGUGUAUUGUUUUAAACUAAGAUGUUUUCAAAUGCUGUAUUCCCACAUGGUUGCUAUGCAAGGUUUUAAAAUAAUAUGUAGCGUAUACUUGUACAUAUUAGUAUACACACAUAAUGUAAUAUUACUGAGCUUUUAAAAUUGUUAUCCCUAAUGUUACACUUCACUUCCCAGUUUAACAUUAUAUUCACGUUACACUUAAUGUUAUAUACUGUAUAAUCCUGAGUUAUGUCUUUCUGGGCAGUGUCCUUCUGACAUUCCUGCUGACUUUGGGACUUGAGCAUCGCUGUCAGGAUAUUUUCAGAUCACAUAUUUUUCAAUAGAAGUGUGUGAAUUGUAAUUUUAUUUCUUUCUCAUUGUAACCCAGUGUUCAAUGCCUGGAUUUUCAAAACUCAGAUGCUCUUUGUGCCCACGUUGCUGGGGGGACCUCCUGUAUAGUACUUAGAAAAAAGCAGUGAAUGGUGUAUAGAAGCUGUCAGUGUUCAGACCGGUGUUGCAGUGCACCAGGAUUGUGAUAGGCCACCUGAAACGUGCGCCUCCCAGUAUGAUAGAUUCACAGUGUAAAAGUACAGGCAGCACCAUGCAAGUCGAGUUUUAUGCAGCUCUUUUCUGUAAAGCAGCUGCUUGACUUUGGGAGACACGUGAUUGUUCCGUUAUGACUUAGUCACUGUGCGUUUUGAUCUACAAUUCCAGUUGCUUUGGUUUAUUCCAUGUUCUUCUUGCUAUUGCUUAUGGCUGUGAUUUUUUUGGUAAAGUCUGUUUUUAUGCUAAGCUGGUCAAACAGGGUAUGAACGCUGGGGUCUGAACUCUGAACGCUUGAGAUUUUGUACCAUUUUUACACCCCUAUUUCCUGGAACUUCUGCAACUGGUUACCUGUGGACUGAAAAGGUCAAAACUCUUUUCCUCACAUGGAAGUUGAGGAAUAUUAAAUUAGGAUUUGGGGAAAGGGUCCUGGAAUGAGCAAAGAGUGGAUGUGGGUGGAAUAAGUUUUUGUGUGGCUGUUACUGCAGUAAAAAAUAAUGUGGAGAUUUCUGUGAUUUCUGUCAGUCUGUGUGAUGCGUCUGCAUUGAACUGAUGAAGGUUUCCGUUAUAAAAAAAGUCUGAAGGAAUUUAUUGUACACACAUUCUGUUUUCUAAAAUUGUUUUCAUUUUCUAAAUGAAAUUAGAUGAUCAUUUGUGGUUUUCCUGUUAGAAAGUGUUAGCUCCACAGUUCAUGUGAAACAGAUGUCUUUCGAAUUUGAUGUCCGAAAAAAGAAUGUGUGUAUUUAUCUGCAGUGUAGAUAUGACCAUUCCACUAGCUGUUGUUAAGGUUUCAUUUUUUAUGUUUAACAGUUCUACAGAGUGACUAAUCUAGAUUUGUGUGUAUUAUUAAUUUAUGUUUAUUAAGUUAAAUUGUAUUGUAGACACAUUUAUUUAUUUUAGUGACUGCUUGUGGAUACAGCUGAUACAAGCAUGUAUUAAAGCACUCCGAUCACUGUAGGGUUGUGAAUUUUGUACCCUUUAUUUUUCAUUUAGUGUUUUGUUGCUUACAUUUUUAAUUAGUUUCCCUCUGGGUUGCAGUGUUUCUGCCCAGCCUAGUGUUGUGUAGGGGUAGCAGGUUCCUAGCAUUUUGAGAUAUGGGAGGCGUGUGUUCUGAGAUAGCAGUAACUGCUGCUCCACUGCCUCUAGUGUGGAACCUACGAUCAGGAGCGACAGUCCAGUAAUGGGAAGGGAAUUCUGUUACAAAUAACCCAGGGGCUGUUCCAUGUUCAUUUGUAAAGCUGUUUGCAUGUACAGAGGAACUCCGUGACAAAAUCUUGACUUUUGUUUAACUGUUUUGCAUACACAUGUAAUUCAUGUAUUGUAAAUGUUACAACUGACCCACUCAAGAAAGCUAAACUAGAGCAUUUUCACAGUGCAGGGCUAUGGACUGCUGUGAAUAUGUUGCUGGUCUUUAUUAUCAAGCAUACAAGCCACUGUAUUAACAUUGCUCUGGCUGUGAUGUGUAUUUUACUGGUUUUGACAGUGGAAAAACAAACGUUUGGCCCAUAUCGUUGUGUGCAGCUGUCUAAUAUGCAAAGAUGAGUUGGGUUUUCUGACCCUGGCUGACUUUCAAAACAUUUUGCUCCUGUACCAAAUGGGCCCCAGUUUUUUUUUCUUAAUGCAGAGUAAACUGCAGCUAAAUGUUUUCCAAAACUCUGUUCCACUAGAUUUGUGCCUUUUAAUGUUUUAGUUGCUUUUGGGGUGGGGGGGAACAAAAGUGGAGCAUGUUUUGGUAGGGGGCCAAGAACUUCAAAUCAAGAGUCAUCCUGGAACAGGGUGGUUCCAUAGGGAAUAGUGAGUGUUUGGGCUGCUGGGACGAUUGUCCCCAUACAUACCCCCUGAAAGGGCACUACUGCUCCAUAACCACUCAUCCUUGUGCUGCGUUUCAUCUAAAUAAGAGAUGUGGGGAUUAAUCUCUUAGAGGAUCUUCAUGCUGACGCACUACAGGCAGAACCAGGGCUUAGAACUCUUCUGAGCCCAUACAAUCAUAGUAAUUCAUGAUAUUAUCAUCAUGGGAUGGGAAAACCAGUGUAAUCUUGCAAUGCAGGUUACUGGAGACGAGCUUCCUGCAUCAGAUUCAGGGUAUUCUGCCAUUACUGUUGUGUUCAUGUCUUUUUAUUUUACUCCUGCCUGUCGGCAUCCUUCAGAAUCCCACACCUUAUCCCUGAGUUUUCACCACAGUACGUGUGUCGUGUAAGUCUUUGCUUUGUACCUGUACUCUGAGCUCAAAGCUGUAUAGGAAAAAAUGAACAGAUUUGUAAUAGCUUUUUAUUGCCUUUUGUUAGAAAAAUGUCUUUGAACUGCUGAUUUUCUUUUUUGUGGAAUAAAAAAUAGUCUACAUCUGCA
Messenger RNA from Lepisosteus oculatus (spotted gar), 7105 nucleotides. RefSeq names its product solute carrier family 7 member 5 (gene slc7a5). The record is from RefSeq and is a predicted model, not a curated record. Gene Ontology annotation, molecular function: neutral L-amino acid transmembrane transporter activity; L-amino acid transmembrane transporter activity. Gene Ontology annotation, cellular component: membrane. Gene Ontology annotation, biological process: neutral amino acid transport; amino acid transmembrane transport. NCBI's taxonomy places the organism in Eukaryota, Metazoa, Chordata, Actinopteri, Semionotiformes, Lepisosteidae.